CCAGUAGCUCCUGGGGCAUCGCUCCGGUACGCUCCACGCCGUCGCAGGCACUGCUGUGGUCGCCGGUCGGCCGAGGGGCCGCGAUACUGGUUGCCCGCGGUGUAAGCAGAAUUCGACGUGUAUCGCUGUCGUGAAGAUGGAGGGGCCGUUGUCCGUGUUCGGUGACCGCAGCACUGGGGAAGCGAUCCGCUCCCAGAACGUUAUGGCUGCAGCUUCGAUUGCCAAUAUUGUAAAAAGUUCUCUUGGUCCAGUUGGCUUGGAUAAAAUGUUGGUGGAUGAUAUUGGUGAUGUAACCAUUACUAACGAUGGUGCAACCAUCCUGAAGUUACUGGAGGUAGAACAUCCUGCAGCUAAAGUUCUUUGUGAGCUGGCUGAUCUGCAAGACAAAGAAGUUGGAGAUGGAACUACCUCAGUGGUUAUUAUUGCAGCAGAACUCCUAAAAAAUGCAGAUGAAUUAGUCAAACAGAAAAUUCACCCCACAUCAGUUAUUAGUGGCUAUCGACUUGCUUGCAAGGAAGCAGUGCGUUAUAUCAAUGAAAACCUAAUUGUUAACACAGAUGAACUGGGAAGAGAUUGCCUGAUUAAUGCUGCUAAGACAUCUAUGUCUUCCAAAAUCAUUGGAAUAAAUGGUGAUUUCUUUGCUAACAUGGUAGUAGAUGCUGUACUUGCUAUUAAAUACACAGACAUAAGAGGCCAGCCACGUUAUCCCGUCAAUUCUGUUAAUAUUUUGAAAGCCCAUGGGAGAAGUCAAAUGGAGAGUAUGCUCAUCAGUGGCUAUGCACUUAACUGUGUGGUGGGAUCCCAGGGCAUGCCCAAGAGAAUCGUAAAUGCAAAAAUUGCUUGCCUUGACUUUAGCCUGCAAAAAACAAAAAUGAAGCUUGGUGUACAGGUGGUCAUUACAGACCCUGAAAAACUGGACCAAAUUAGACAGAGAGAAUCAGAUAUCACCAAGGAGAGAAUUCAGAAGAUCCUGACAACUGGUGCCAAUGUUAUUCUAACCACUGGUGGAAUUGAUGAUAUGUGUCUGAAGUAUUUUGUGGAGGCUGGUGCUAUGGCAGUUAGAAGAGUUUUAAAAAGGGACCUUAAACGCAUUGCUAAAGCUUCUGGAGCAACUAUUCUGUCAACCCUGGCCAAUUUGGAAGGUGAAGAAACUUUUGAAGCUGCAAUGUUGGGACAGGCAGAAGAAGUGGUACAGGAGAGAAUUUGUGAUGAUGAGCUGAUCUUAAUCAAAAAUACUAAGGCUCGUACAUCUGCAUCGAUUAUCUUACGUGGGGCAAAUGAUUUCAUGUGUGAUGAGAUGGAGCGCUCUUUACAUGAUGCACUUUGUGUAGUGAAGAGAGUUUUGGAGUCAAAAUCUGUGGUUCCCGGUGGGGGUGCUGUAGAAGCAGCCCUUUCCAUAUACCUUGAGAACUAUGCAACCAGCAUGGGGUCUCGGGAACAGCUUGCUAUUGCAGAGUUUGCAAGAUCACUUCUUGUUAUUCCCAAUACACUAGCAGUUAAUGCUGCCCAGGACUCCACAGAUCUGGUUGCAAAAUUAAGAGCUUUUCAUAAUGAGGCUCAGGUUAACCCAGAACGUAAAAAUCUAAAAUGGAUUGGUCUUGAUUUGAGCAAUGGUAAACCUCGAGACAACAAACAAGCAGGGGUGUUUGAACCAACCAUAGUUAAAGUUAAGAGUUUGAAAUUUGCAACAGAAGCUGCAAUUACCAUUCUUCGAAUUGAUGAUCUUAUUAAAUUACAUCCAGAAAGUAAAGAUGAUAAACAUGGAAGUUAUGAAGAUGCUGUUCACUCUGGAGCCCUUAAUGAUUGAUCUGAUGUCUCUUUUAUUUAUAACAAUGUUAAAUGCAAUUGUCUUGUACCUUGAGUUGAGUAUUACACAUUAAAGUACAACAAGCUGUAAA
Pongo pygmaeus (Bornean orangutan) is the source of this 1898-nucleotide messenger RNA. RefSeq names its product t-complex 1 (gene TCP1). Gene Ontology annotation, biological process: protein folding. NCBI's taxonomy places the organism in Eukaryota, Metazoa, Chordata, Mammalia, Primates, Hominidae. The coding region runs from base 137 to 1807 and encodes 556 amino acids. The transcript has 12 exons. The record is from RefSeq and is a predicted model, not a curated record. Gene Ontology annotation, molecular function: ATP-dependent protein folding chaperone; ATP binding; ATP hydrolysis activity.